CUUCCCUGCCUGUGGCUGGAGGCGGCUGCGGCUGCGGGGCCGGUGCGGGCGGAGGGGCGCAGCGGAGGGCGGCCUCGCUGCCUCGCGGCCUCCCGGCCUCGCUCCCUCCCUCGCUCGCUAAGAUGGCGGCGGCGGCGGCGGCAGCGGCGGCGGCCGUGGCGCGGCUGGAGGGCCGGGAGUUCGAGUACCUGAUGAAGAAGCGCUCGGUGACCAUCGGCCGCAACUCGUCGCAGGGCUCGGUGGACGUGAGCAUGGGCCACUCCAGCUUCAUCUCCCGCCGCCACCUGGAGAUCUUCACCGCCGCGCCCCCGCCGCCGCCGCCGCCGCCGCCGCCGGCCGGCUCCGACGGGCCGCCGCCUCCUGCGCCUCAGGGCGACCCCGCGGCUGCUGCCGCUGCUACCGGCGGCGGCGGGGGGGACUUCUACCUGCGCUGCCUCGGCAAGAACGGCGUCUUCGUGGACGGCGUCUUCCAGAGGCGGGGGGCGCCGCCGCUGCAGCUGCCCCGAGUCUGUACUUUCAGGUUUCCCAGCACAAACAUAAAGAUAACAUUCACAGCUCUGUCCAAUGAAAAGAGAGAAAAACAGGAGGCCCCGGAGUCCCCAGUGAAGCCUGUGCAACCCCAGAUCUCUCCCUUAACGAUAAACAUUCCAGACAACAUGGCUCACCUGAUCAGCCCUCUCCCUUCUCCCACAGGAACCAUCAGUGCUGCAAAUUCCUGCCCAUCUAGCCCUCGUGGUGCAGGCUCUUCAGGGUACAAAAUGAGUCGUGUAAUACCAUCUGACCUACAUUUAAUGGCUGACAAUUCACAGUCAGAAAAUGACAAGGAAGCAUCGGGUGGAGAUAGCCCAAAGGACGACUCUAAACCACCUUACUCCUAUGCACAGUUAAUAGUACAAGCAAUUACAAUGGCACCUGAUAAGCAGCUUACACUAAAUGGAAUUUAUACGCACAUAACUAAAAAUUAUCCAUACUACAGGACAGCAGACAAGGGCUGGCAGAAUUCAAUACGUCACAAUCUCUCUCUGAAUCGUUAUUUCAUCAAAGUACCACGUUCCCAGGAAGAACCAGGCAAAGGCUCAUUCUGGAGGAUAGACCCUGCCUCUGAAAGCAAAUUAAUAGAGCAGGCUUUUAGGAAAAGGCGGCCUAGGGGAGUACCUUGCUUUAGAACCCCUCUGGGACCACUCUCUUCUAGAAGUGCCCCAGCCUCUCCUAAUCACUCUGGAGUGUUGUCUGCGCACUCCAGUGGAGUCCAGACCCCCGAGAGUCUGUCCCGGGAAGGAUCUCCAGUCCCAAUGGAACCUGAGCCUAGUGCUAUCCAGCCAAAACUAGCGGUAAUACAAGAAGCACGAUUUGCACAGAGUGCCCCAGGAUCACCUCUAUCUAGCCAACCAGUUUUAAUUACUGUACAACGGCAGCUACCACAAACUAUUAAACCCGUCACCUACACUGUUGCAACUCCUGUGACAACAUCAACAUCCCAGCAGCCUGUAGUUCAGACAGUUCAUGUUGUUCACCAGAUACCAGCUGUGUCUGUCACAAACGUGACUGGAUUAGCACCAGCAAACACUUACACUGUAGCUGGACAGGCAGUAGUCACGCAAGCUGCGAUGGUAACCCAGCCCAAGGUAGAACCUCAAGAGAAUGGAGACCACAAGGAAGUAAAAGUUAAAGUGGAGCCUAUACCUGCUAUUAGUCAUGCUACAAUAGGAGCUGCUAGUCGUAUCAUUCAGACAUCUCAGACCACCCCCUUACAGACAGUUACCAUAGUGCAACAGGCACCUCUAGGUCAACACCAGCUACCAAUAAAAACUGUAACGCAGAACGGAACGCACAUAGUACCUAUCACCACUGCGAUCCAAGGACAGGGCAACGCUGCUGCUGCAAGUCCUUUGCAUAUGUUAGCAACCCAUGCGUCUGCAUCAGCAUCUCUUCCAACAAAGCGCCAGAACGGAGACCAGUCGGAACAGCAGGAACUCAAACGUAUCAAAACAGAAGAUGGAGAGAGCAUAGUCAUAGCAGUUAACGUGGACACCCCGUCUGUGGCAGUGAGCGAUAAAGGCAGCCAGAACUAGAAACUUAGAGGAGUUUUCUUUUUUCUUUCUUCCUUUUUUUUUUAAAUAAACUCCAUGGUGCCAAAAGGAGACACUUAAAUAUAACACCUAAAAUGUUGGAACAUGUUCUCACGCAGUGGGGAAAGGGGCCCUGUGAUCAGACUUCAACUUUCAGCAC
Molecule: messenger RNA, 2229 nt
Organism: Cygnus olor (mute swan)
Lineage: Eukaryota; Metazoa; Chordata; Aves; Anseriformes; Anatidae
Gene: FOXK2
Product: forkhead box K2
Exons: 9
Coding region: 123-2072 (649 amino acids)
Biological process (GO): regulation of transcription by RNA polymerase II
Molecular function (GO): RNA polymerase II cis-regulatory region sequence-specific DNA binding; protein binding; DNA-binding transcription factor activity, RNA polymerase II-specific
Source: RefSeq, a predicted model, not a curated record